AUGCAGCAUUCACCCCGGACACACCAUGUGGCCCUCAAAGAGAAAGAACUAGGCCCAAUCUCCAUCCUGGCCCCCUUCUCAGCCCUCAUAAUAUCCAUAACGCUAGUGAUAUUCUUCCUAAUGCGCUUCUACAUUUUGGAAAACUUCCUCAUCCGCCGCGCCUACGGGUCAAUCUACACCGAAAUGAGCGAGCUCAACCGCCGCGGCUUCAUCAACCACCACAUCGCCGGUUUCACCAAAAUCAUCAUUUUCAUCGUGGCCGCAUACCCGUUCAUCUGCAUUACCUUCGGCAAAGCCACCUUCCAAACUGCCUAUGCCCCCGGCUCGGGAGUCACUCUGGGUGAUAUCCUCGUUGUUGUGGCGCAGAUGCUGAUCGCGAUGUAUAUCUUUGAGUUGAUCUACCGGGUUCAAUUGUCUCCUGUUGCUGUCAUGCAUCAUAUCGGGACCAUCCUUAUUGGGCAGACGGCUGUGGCUAUCAGUUUGAGAUCUGUCCGGGAACCGGAUGCCGAUAUUGAGUUCGUGCUUUGCACUGUCUGGGGUGCCUUCGAUAUCAUCUCCGAAUUCUUCCCUCACAUCGCUAUCAUCCUCUACCGCGUCUUUCCUAAACGCCACCAUUUCCUCAGUCGGGUCUUUCUCCUCUCCUGCUUUUCAACCGCUUUCGGGACACUCUCUGAGACUGUGGUGACCAUGUGGCUGUUUGGCUCAUUAUGGAGUCGGUGGAGACUCGCGUUCAAGGUUGUGACACCACUUCUGCAUAUUGCGUUUUCGGCUGCGCAGAUCCAUGGUAGUCUUGUCUUCUGGCGCAUGUAUCGAAGGCAACAGAGAUGCAUGAAGGAUCGGGCCAAUGAGCGGGAGGAAGAGCAGGUUCUUGAUGCGAAGUUGUUUGAGGCUGUGAAGCCCUGCGAUGGUAGGUUAUCAUGCUGGGAUAACGGGGUCGAAUAA
Penicillium antarcticum is the source of this 942-nucleotide messenger RNA. RefSeq lists its product as uncharacterized. The transcript has 2 exons. The record is from RefSeq and is a predicted model, not a curated record. NCBI's taxonomy places the organism in Eukaryota, Fungi, Ascomycota, Eurotiomycetes, Eurotiales, Aspergillaceae. Bases 1 to 942 code for a protein of 313 amino acids.